AUGAAUGGGCUAACUCAGUCACGCGCCCUGGUCAACUCGGUCGAGUUACAACCAUUGAAGCUCCGCCGUUACAACAAACGCUCGUCUUCAUCACCAGUCGGAUUAUUGUUCAGGAAAAACUCCGGUGGAGCAUCCACAAAAACACGCACUUUCGCACCAGAGCCCACACUACGGCAAUUCUCUGUACCUCCAAAACUCCACCGACGAUCCACCACCACUCUCCGCCACCGUUGUUUGACGGCGAUGGAUUCGGAUUCGCUUCCGCACGCUCCAGAACUCGAGGCAACAACAACAAUAAACACUCCCGAUAACCAAGCCAGUUCUUCGAGUUUGGAUGAUCAGAGUGUUGUUGCAAACGAAGAAAGUCGCGAUGCCAAUGACAAUGAAGUUGAAGGUGAGCAAAAGAAAGUGCUUCCGGAAGAGCUAUCACGGAGUGUUCUGGCGCUUUCUUGUGAAUCCUCGGCAGAGGGAGGAAAUUGCGACGUUUAUUUGGUUGGAACGGCGCAUGUUUCUAUGGAGUCCUGCCAAGAAGUCGAAGCUGUAAUCAGUUUCUUAAAACCACAGGUUGUUUUUCUGGAGUUGUGCUCAAAUCGUGUGGCUGUACUCACUCCUCAGAAUCUGAAGGUACCUACAAUGGGAGAAAUGGUGGACUUGUGGAAGAAAAACCAUAACAUGUUUGGAAUACUUUACAGCUGGUUUCUUGCUAAGGUUGCUAGCAAGCUUGAGGUUUUCCCUGGUAGUGAGUUUCGUGUUGCAUAUGAGGAGGCCAUGAAGUAUGGUGGCAAGGUGGUUCUUGGUGAUCGUCCAGUAAAUAUAACAUUACGAAGGACAUGGUCAAGAAUGCCACUAUGGCAUAAGACAAAGUUGAUGUAUUCCUUGAUGUUCCAGUCAAUAUUUUUACCAAGCUCCACACGUCUUAACGAAAUGUUGAAGGAAUUGGACAACGUGGACAUGUUGACGCUUGUUAUUCAAGAGAUGAGCAAGGAGUACCCUACUCUAAUGGAAACCCUUGUACAUGAACGAGACCAGUACAUGUCAUCCAGCUUGCUGAAAGUAGCCCGUGAGCACAGCUCCGUGGUUGCAGUUGUCGGAAAGGGGCACCUUCAGGGAAUAAAGAAGUACUGGGAGCAGCCUGUUGAGGUUAAAGAGCUUCUGGAGUUACCUUCAACCAAACCCUCUGUUUCGGUUUCAAAGGUUUUGUCAACCGUCGGAGUAGCGGUUGCGGGUGUUGCCAUUGUUUCCGGUAUCUAUCUUUCAACCCGGAAAUAGUUCCAUUACCCUUUGUUUCUUAAACUAUGUUAAAUGGCUUUUGGACUUCUUUUCUACUUCUUUGCGGUGCUCGAAACUGGUGUUUUGCAACGACAAAUAGGGAAAACAAACACACACACAUUAACCGGAUACAAUCGUUUUACUUUUACAUUUUUGUUUUAUAGUAAGUUUGGCUGCUUGUCAUUUGGAUACUAUUCAUAAAAACAUUAAACUUGUUUUUAGAGGCCUUAAAAACUCCAAAUUUUGUGUUUUGUUUUGUGUUCAGUCAAACUUAACACAGAUU
This is a messenger RNA of Cynara cardunculus var. scolymus (artichoke), 1552 nucleotides long. RefSeq names its product traB domain-containing protein-like. The record is from RefSeq and is a predicted model, not a curated record. Bases 1 to 1269 code for a protein of 422 amino acids. Lineage: Eukaryota; Viridiplantae; Streptophyta; Magnoliopsida; Asterales; Asteraceae. The transcript is spliced from 10 exons.